Messenger RNA from Larimichthys crocea (large yellow croaker), 4457 nucleotides. It is a transcript of the gene cnot4a, whose product is annotated as CCR4-NOT transcription complex, subunit 4a. Bases 352 to 2748 code for a protein of 798 amino acids. Gene Ontology annotation, biological process: protein ubiquitination. The record is from RefSeq and is a predicted model, not a curated record. Gene Ontology annotation, cellular component: CCR4-NOT complex. Gene Ontology annotation, molecular function: ubiquitin-protein transferase activity; RNA binding; metal ion binding. Lineage: Eukaryota; Metazoa; Chordata; Actinopteri; Sciaenidae. The transcript has 13 exons.
CCCACAAGGCACCGGCGCAUCUGCGCAGACUCAGACGCACUGAACACUUGCCCCAUUCCCUCCUCCCUACUUUAAUGCUAGCUAAGAUGGUGGUUAGAGCGUAAAUUGUCUCCACAAUACCAAGAAAAGAAAGGGGCAAAACAUCUUUACAGCAUUUUAAUUACAACAGAACAACACACCCACGGUUACCUUGUAUGACCGCUCACGGAAAAUCCUGACAUUUCAGCGGUAUUGGCUCGCAGUCCCCGCCCAAUUUGGUGUGACUCCCUCGGAGUGGAAUCCUAAGCUAAAUACGGACAGGCCCGCGUGCUCUGUGACCAGCCUCAACACUCACCCUCGCUGCGCCAUAGGAUGUCCCACAGCCCUGAAAUGAAGGACGACCCCAUGGAGUGCCCUCUGUGCAUGGAGCCGCUGGAGAUUGAUGACGUCAACUUCUUCCCCUGCACCUGCGGCUAUCAGAUCUGCCGCUUCUGUUGGCACCGCAUCCGCACAGACGAGAACGGCCUCUGCCCCGCCUGUAGAAAGCCGUACCCAGAGGACCCCGCUGUAUACAAGCCUCUGUCACAGGAGGAGAUCCAAAGGAUAAAGAACGAGAAGAAGCAGAAACAGAACGAGAAGAAGCAGAAGGUGACAGAAAAUCGCAAACAUCUGGCCAGUGUCAGAGUGGUCCAGAGAAACCUGGUGUUCGUGGUGGGGCUCUCGCAGCGACUCGCCGACCCGGAGGUCCUAAAACGACCAGAGUAUUUUGGGAGGUUUGGGAAAAUCCAUAAAGUGGUCAUCAACAAUAGCACGUCUUACGCCGGUUCACAGGGGCCUAGCGCCAGCGCUUAUGUCACUUAUAUCCGCUCUGAAGACGCUCUAAGAGCAAUACAGUGUGUGAACAAUGUGGUUGUUGAUGGCAGAACACUCAAGGCUUCUUUAGGCACAACAAAGUACUGCAGUUACUUUCUUAAAAGUAUGCAGUGUCCCAAACCUGAUUGUAUGUAUCUACAUGAGCUGGGAGAUGAAGCGGCUAGCUUUACUAAAGAGGAGAUGCAGGCGGGAAAACAUCAAGAGUAUGAGCAGAAACUCCUCCAAGACCUCUAUAAAAUUAACCCUAGCUUUCUACAACCACCGGCAUGUGGAACAGAGAAGUCAAAGAGUAAAUCCAACUCCACACAGAGAACCAACAGUAGCAAUGGUAAAGAUGGGUGGCCGACGCUGUCAGGACAUAACAAACUGGCCAACGGGCUUUCAGAGGACCGCAAGUCUCCUCCGUUGCUAGACUAUCUAGACCAAGAAGUUAUUACUUCAGAUGGGCUAGAAACAGAGCUGGGUCCUGGUCAGCGUACUGCCUUGUCCCCCUUCUCUUCUAACUGUGACAGUAACAGUCCCAGUGACAAACCUCCAGAGUCAAUCGGAAUGGUGAAUGGCGAGACUUUACAACAGAUACCCACCAGUGACUCCCCUUCUCCUCCACCGGGUUUAACCAAACCCAGCUUGGUGGUGCCCAUCAGCGUGUCAGACCUCACAGCCCGUUCGCCCUUCGAGGGUGCGGCAGCUGAGUCCCAGUCGCUCUUUUCAGACAACAGUAACUUCAGACAUCCUAACCCUCUCCCCGCUGGCCUGCCACCCUUCCCCAGCUCCCCACGUGGCAGUUCUGACUGGCCCAUGACCCCUGAACCACAGAGCCUCUUCACAUCAGACACAAUACCAGUGUCUUCUUCCACAGACUGGCAGGCGGCCUUUGGCUUCGGCUCGUCCAGCAAACAGCAGGACGACGAUCUGGGCUUCGAUCCUUUCGACGUCACCCGCAAAGCCUUGGCCGACCUGAUAGAGAAGGAGCUGUCGGUGCAGGAUCAGAGCCCCUCGUCCCCAGGGCCAUUCGCUCAUGGGAGCAGCCACGGGCCCAGCCUGCUGCCCCCUAACCCCAGCGCCUCUCACCACUUCCCCAGCGGCCUGCCACGCCUCCCCCAGCUCCAUCACAGAGCCAUCUACAGCUCCUUCAGUUUCCCCGGCAGUCAGAACAGCCAGGCCAGUCAGCAGCAGCAGCCAGCCGCCAGACACCCCUGGAUGGGCGUCCCCACACGGAAUAACCUCACACACUUGAACCACUCAGCCAGUGCUGCCUCACACAGUAAUUUCCUGGACCUGAAUCUGCCUCCUCAGCACAACACAGGGCUGGGAGGGAUCCCCAUCUCAGAAAACAGUGGCUCUAUAGACGGCUUAAAUGUGAAAGAGUGGCAGGACGGCCUGCGAGCUCUCCUGCCCAACAUCAAUAUCAACUUCGGGGGUCUCCCAAAUUCCUCUUCCUCUUCAUCCUCCUCAUCCUCCAACAGUGUUAACCACAUUGGUGGGCCGGCGGGGCCAGCGGGCAUCUCACACAGCCUGAGCUGGGACGGCACAGCCAGUUGGAUGGACCCUGCUAUCAUCACAGGUAGAAUCCCGGCCACAGCAGGGAACAGUUUAGACUGUCUCCAGGACGACAACCCGCCACACUGGCUCAAGUCCCUGCAGGCGCUCACAGAGAUGGACGGCCCAGUCGGCUCAGCGGUGCCCACUCCCCAGCCCCUUCACACCGGCCUCCUCGACGGCCACCUCCCCCUCCACCACAGAGCCGCCGGCGGCUGGGCUCCCUACAUGCCCCCUCCCACAGCCAACCCCGCCAGCCAGUUCCACUCCCCUCCACCCGGCUUCCAGACCGCCUUCAGACCCCCGGGACAGCCCGCCACAGAGCUGCUACAGAGUGCCGCUGUGGACCGCCACUGAACACAGACUACAGCAGACACCCCAUCCAUUCCCCCACUACCACUUUAUACCCACUCAUCCUGUACCCUGCUCCCGCCCCCUCCCUCCCAAUGCAAUACACACCAAUCUGCAGAGUAUGAAAAAUUAUUAACGAAGUAACAAACAUGCUUUCUUCUUUUUCUCUUCCUCCUUCCUUUUUGUCUAUUCUGAAGGCUGAUUUGUUUUUGUUUUUUGUUUGUGGUACACGAGUUAUCAUUACCCUGUCUGCUGCCAUCACCACUCCUUACAUCCAGUUCUGGGCGUAACAUGAAAUUCAUCGUGUAGCUCGCUGUUAACAGAGAGCACAAGAGCUCAACGGUAUCGCAUCGAGCGCCCAGUGGUGACACGAGAUUUAACUCCACAAACCGGCGAAAAAGAAACAAAUUAGCUGAAGUGAGGUCUUUUUUUAAAUAUAAAAAAAAAAGUAACUGAUUACUCAUGAACAACAUUUGUGUUUUUUGAAAGUUGAAGUCUUGAUAAAGUAAAGAAUGAAGCAAGCUGUGAAUCUGCUCUUGAAGCUUUGCCCCAAAGACCCUCAUCCUCCCCACUCUAACAGGAGACUGUGAAACGGUUAACCCUUACAGCGAAGUCGUGAAUUAGGCGAGAGGAGAGAGAGAGGGUUGGUACAUAGCUUUUCAACUUUUUUUUUUUUUUUUUUUUUGCGUGGUUUUAGGGGAAAAAAAGAAGCUGAGAUUUGGUUUAGUCGAGAGUGAAUGAUGCAGAUGACGCAGAUGACGCAGGGGGAGUUGAGGGCACAGGCUAUGCAUGGGCUCCCUGUUAGGUAGGGACACAGAUGGCCUGCUUGAGAGGCCACUUGGCCCAUAUUCCCUUUAGUAGAGGGGGCUCCUACUGGCCCUGUUUUGCUGGAGGGAAAGUUUUGCUGAACCUCUGUAUCAGAGGAUAGAGCACUGCCUAACCGCAGGGAGCCAGGGCUUUUUUUCUUUCUUUUUUUGGGGGGAGAUCGUGGCACACAUCCUGAGCACUAGGGUUAGACUCUUACUCACAGUGCCACUGUGUGGUACCUACAGUAGCUAGCCCUAACAUGGACAGCCACUGAGUAGAUAGGACAAGGAUGAAUGAGGAAAUAAUCUUAAUGACAGGGUUAACAGGUCCCUCUUUGUUUGACCCACGAGGGCUUAAACGAGGCCUUAAAAGCGGACAGAUGAGAGAAAGGAGCUCAAAUGAUUGGAGCGGGGGGGCGGGGGGGGGAGGCUAGCGUCAAUGAUUUGCUGAAGAAUAUGCAAUAUUGUAUGUGAUUUCGGCAACUGUAUGUGAGUGUGUGUCACAAAGGGAGGUGCUGCAAGACAAAAAAAACAAGUACUGUAGUUGUGAUUUAAGGAGCUCUCAGCCUUGAGGAUUUAAGAUCGACCUCUCCAACCACCGCCUUUUUUUUCUUUUUUGAAGUCUUAAUUCUGAUCCGUGUUCGCUCUCUCUCUCUUUCUCCAUCUCUUACCCACCACCCCGCCAAACCCACCCCCCACCCGACCCGCCUGAUGUUCCCUAUUUAACAGUAUUGACAAAAAUGAACAAACUCAUCCUGGAGAAACCAACGCCGAGUCAUACAAUGGGUUUUAAACGUGAUGUUGCGAGAAAAAAAAAACAAAAAAACAAAAAUCGAGGCGCUUAAAGGACGUGAACUUGUCCUCUGCAGGUCUGGAAAAAUGAACCUUAAAUAAAACUGAAAACUCAGA